Messenger RNA from Oenanthe melanoleuca, 2646 nucleotides. RefSeq names its product insulin like growth factor binding protein 4 (gene IGFBP4). NCBI's taxonomy places the organism in Eukaryota, Metazoa, Chordata, Aves, Passeriformes, Muscicapidae. Gene Ontology annotation, molecular function: insulin-like growth factor I binding; insulin-like growth factor II binding. The coding region runs from base 57 to 848 and encodes 263 amino acids. Gene Ontology annotation, cellular component: extracellular region. The record is from RefSeq and is a predicted model, not a curated record. Gene Ontology annotation, biological process: regulation of insulin-like growth factor receptor signaling pathway. The transcript is spliced from 4 exons.
CGCCCCGCGCCCGCCGCCAGCCGAGCGCCGCGGAGCGGGGCCGGAGCGGGGCCGCCAUGCGCCCGGGGCCGGGGCUGCCGGUGCUGCCGGUGCUGCCGGUGGUGCUGGCGCUGCUGGCGGCGGCGGCGCGGCCGGGCAGCGGCGAGGAGGCGAUCCAGUGCCCGCCGUGCUCGGAGGAGCGGCUGGCGCGGUGCAAGGCUCCGCAGGGCUGCGCGGAGCUGGUGCGGGAGCCGGGCUGCGGGUGCUGCGCGACCUGCGCGCUGCCCCGCGGCACCGCCUGCGGCGUCUACACCGCGCGCUGCGGAGCGGGGCUGCGCUGCUACCCCCCCCGCGGCGAGCCCCGGCCCCUCCGCACCCUCAUGCACGGCCAGGGCAUCUGCACAGACCUGGCCGACGUCGAGGCCAUCCAGGAGAGCCUCCAGCCCCCAGAGAAGGAGGAGAUCGACCACCCCAACAACAGCUUCAGCCCCUGCAGCAUCCACGACCGCAAGUGCCUGCAGAAGCAGCAGGCGAAGAGGGUCAACAACGGCAACAAGAUGCGCAGCAGCGGGAGCCCCCACCACCGCGAGGACACGCGGGUCAUGGCACAGGGCUCGUGCCAGAGCGAGCUGCACCGGGCGCUGGAGAGGCUGGCGGCCUCGCAGACCCGGACACACGAGGACCUGUACGUCAUCCCCAUCCCCAACUGCGACCGCAACGGCAACUUCCACCCCAAGCAGUGUCACCCAGCCCUGGACGGGCAGCGGGGCAAGUGCUGGUGUGUGGACCGCAAGACGGGGGUGAAGCUGCCGGGCUUCCUGGAGCUGAAGGGGGACUUGGACUGUCACCAGCUGGCGGACAGCAUGUGAGCGUCACCGCGGCGGCCCCGCCGGGGCUACCGAGGAGAGAAGGGGAGGGGACGUGACUGCUGAGCAGUGCCCUGGAGCUGGGAUGCGCCUCGGACCGCGCCGCGCUCUGUGCCACGGCACCGCCCCCUGCGCCAUGACCACUAUCAGCCCCUGCCAGGGGUCCCGGCAGCCCAGCGCCACCAUCCCACACGGACACGGCUCGGAUGGUGCCUCCUGGGACUGGGGUCGGGCUGCCUGCGUGGAGGGGCUGGGGGGCACCCUUGGUGCUGCUGCUGCUGCCCCAUGGUACCCCCAGUUUGGCCUCGCAGGCAAUCUCGGGCACCUGGCACCUCAGGGGGUGCGGUGGCAGCAUCACAUUUGCAGCUCAGUGCCCUCCACUGCCAGACCUCUGCACGGGCAGCAGCAGAAGUGCCUCAUCCUGCCCUCCCUGGUGGUGAGAGGCUGCCCAGGCAAGGACUGGGGGAUGUGGAGAGACCCCCCCCCCGCCCGCAUCCCACCUCCAGUGUGUGUGUGUGAAGGGCAGUGUGGCCGCACAGAGCAAUAAGAGACCUUCCCCCUCCCUGCUGCAGCCCCCCAGCCCCACAGCCCAGCCCCAUCCCACUCCCUACGCAGGGACAAAGCCUCCCACCCAUCCUGUCUCCCCCUCCUCCAUCCUGGGGUGAGGGGGUCGGGAUCCCCAGGCAAGCACCAUUGAGGGGAAGGUGGAGGUGUGAGGGAUGCCCUGGAAACAAAUCCCAUGGGGAAGAGCUUCUUUUGGUUUGAGUUUUUUCUUGCUUCCACAAAUUCUUUUAGUAUUUGAAAAAUGUUGUUGGUGGGAUCUAAUAAGUGACUGUGUGGCCCCCGAGGCUGGAAAUCUCCAUCCCCAGGGACUGGGGCAAUGCAGUGAUGGCUCCUGUAUUCUCUUCUUGGCUAAUGUAACAAAACUGGGGUGGCUUCUGGAAUGUCUCUGUGAUGGGAUCUGCAGAUUUCACUGGCACAAAAUUCUCAGCUGAUAAAAUGCCACUGGUUUAAUACCUGGUUUUUCUUCGAGCUGGGAUGGAAAUUUUUCACAUAAAAAUGCCAUGGAAAGUGUGCCAAAGACAGAGAGGACUUCCCCCAUCCCAUCCUGACCCACCCUCUGGCUCCAUGGCCUCAGUGGUAGGUUUUGGUUUUCCAUGUGGAUUUGUCCUGUCCGAGGCCUCCCGAUGGGAAUGAAGUGUUUCAGUUUUAGUGAAACACCUUCUGCCCUCCUGCUCCCCUGCCUGCCCUGUGCCCUGCCAGAUCCCUGCCUGCCCUGGCUGCCCGUGGCCCUGCUCACACACAACUUCUAAACCGAGUCACUUUGCCAGGAGAGCUCCCAGUGAGGAGGGGGUCCCUGCCCCAGCCACCCCUCAGCCCCUCUGCACCAAGGAAGGGAUUCCUGGGGCCAGUCCCAGUGCCGAGCCCCCUGUCCACAGCAGGACACAGUGCAGUGGCAGUGCCAGUGUGUCACUCCCUGUGUGCCCCAGGGCAGGUCCAGCAGGACCUUUCCUGCUCUGGGGGCUCCUGGCAAUGCUGAUGCACCAGGGCACAUUCUAUGUCCUGCUCCAAGGGCUCCAGCGUUUCGUAGCACCUCUCCUGUAGUUUAGGGCUGUAUUUACACACCACCAUGUACCAGUGUCCCCACCCCCAGCGUGUCCCCUGGUGCCCAAGGGGUCCCUGUCCAUCCCUCCUGGGCCAAGCCCGUCCCAUCAGAUUCCCGUGUAGCACCGACCUUUUACAGUACACUUGAACCUUUGUAUCCUCAAAAAAGGUAAUUACUGUAUUUAAUUUCCCGUUA